Messenger RNA from Betta splendens (Siamese fighting fish), 3573 nucleotides. It is a transcript of the gene slc35e4, whose product is annotated as solute carrier family 35 member E4. Bases 156 to 1277 code for a protein of 373 amino acids. The transcript has 3 exons. The record is from RefSeq and is a predicted model, not a curated record. Gene Ontology annotation, molecular function: antiporter activity. NCBI's taxonomy places the organism in Eukaryota, Metazoa, Chordata, Actinopteri, Anabantiformes, Osphronemidae. Gene Ontology annotation, cellular component: Golgi apparatus.
CUCACAUGAGCGUCGUGUCCCUUUAAACGAACCUUCCAACGACAGCGCGGAUCGUUCGCUGCGGUUGAGACCGACUGGCGGAGACCCGGGGAUGCUACCGGUGCUGCUACCAAGGCACUCGUCGAAGAAGAGCGAGACAGGACAAUGAGACGAACAUGAUCAGGGCCGAUGGCUUCUCAAAGUGCGAGGCGACGCUGCAACCGAGAGGCGGGAGGCGGCCCCCCGCAGAGAUGCUCCACCUGCUGUCGGCCGUCGUCGUCUGGCUGGUGACGGGCACCACCAUCUCCAGCCUGAACAAGUGGAUAUUCGCCGUUUACAACUUCCGGUACCCCCUGCUGCUGUCGGCGCUCCACAUGCUCACGGCCAUAGUGGUGGACUACGGGCUGAUCAGACUGCAGGUGGUUCGCCACAGAGGCGUCGGGGCGCAGGACCUGACCGCCAGUGCGAAGUGCAAGGUGUUCCUGCUGAGUCUGACUUUCUGCGCGAGCAUCGCCUUUGGGAACAUGGGUUUGAACUAUGUGCAGCUGUCCUUUGCACAAAUGAUCUACACCACGACGCCGCUCUUUACUCUGGCCAUCUCCACGCUGAUUCUGGGCAAACAGCAUCACAUCCUCAAAUACACGGCCAUGAUGCCCAUCUGCCUGGGAGCCUCCUUCAGCAUCAUGGGAGAGGUCCAGUUCGACCAGACCGGCUGCUUCUUUGUGUUCGCAGCCACCAUGUUAAGGGGUGUGAAGUCCAUUCAGCAGAGUAUCUUGCUUCAGGAGGAGAAGAUCAACUCGGUGUUCCUGCUCUACCUGAUGUCCAUUCCGAGCUUCUGCAUCCUGGCCGUGGCAGCGUUGGCCCUAGAGAACUGGGCCCUGCUGGAGUCGCCGCUGCACUACGACCGCCACCUGUGGCUCUUCAUCCUGCUCAGCUGCCUGGGUUCGGUCAUGUACAACUUGGCCAGCUGCUGCGUGAUCACGCUCACCUCUGCGGUCACGCUGCACAUCCUCGGCAACCUGAGCGUGGUGGGCAACCUGCUCUUGUCCCAGCUGCUGUUCGGCAGCGAGCUGUCGGCCCUCAGCUGCGCCGGCGCGGUGCUGACGCUGUCCGGCAUGCUCAUCUAUCAGAACUCUGAAUUCAUCGUCAGCUACUUGGACGCACGCAGGGCCAAAGCUGAAGACUCGGAGCAAGUGGACUGUCACAGAGCGUGUGGGGAGGACCUGGACGAAGCCAGUGCAUCUGAAGCGACGUAUGAGCAGAGAAGACAUGAAAAGCAGGACGACAAAACAGACUAAGCAGGGAGGAGGAAGAGAGUAAAAACAUUAAGGCUUGAUAGUUCACGACCUCACAGAUGAUGUUACAGAUGCUUUUUUAUUUAGUUAUUUUUUUAACUCCCUCACUGUGCCAAUGUAUUUCUCCUCUGGUCACAGGACCUGAAGUCUGCACAGAGGAAAAGCCUUUGUUUUGCAGUGACGGUUAAAGUCUUUCCUUAGUCUGUAACUAACUCAUACAUAGCCUAUAGAGGUAUAUGCAUGCAUGAGCGCACUAAACAGUUCAAUACCUCAUGGGGUAUUCACACUGUCACUCCUCCACUGUGAAGCUGUUCUCAUUUGCAGAGGGCUCUAAUCAAUGUUUUGAGCGGCUGUCGUGGGUUUCGUCAGCUUGUGAAACAUUGAGGCCUAAGAGAGGAUUCCUGCUCCUUCUCUGAAGGGCCCUCGUUUGUGUUAAAUACACAGUCAUGUUACCUGACAUCCACCUGUUCCUGUUUUAACAAGGGACUGGGGUUUUUGGCAGCUUUUAUUGUUUGUAUGUGUUGUGGAUAGCUUGUUAAAGGCGCUGCAGUUGUUGUGGGCUCAAACCUGUGGACGGGGGGACAAAGCCAACGAUUCUGUACAAAGAGAGGCCUCCUCUCUACUGAAGCACAUUUUUGUUACGAGGCCUGAGCGCCCUGUUUUGUCCUUCCCAAUCAACCUCUGAGUGGCUUCCACUGGAGGCCUAGAUUUUAAAGUCGGUCUUUUAUUUCCAUCUGUUACAACACUGACUGCAGUAUACCUCAGUAAUUAGGUUCACAUGAUCCCUAAGGAGUGUCACUCCACUUUAGCUGUCUUGUCCCUGAAGAAAAGACAAGUGAAGCAGAAGAAGAUUAAAACGUACUUUAAUGUUCCGUCUUUUUCGCGCGGCAGCACGGUGGUUCUGUCGGCCAGGUGUCCUUCUGUUGUAGCCCAGAGACAUGCAGUUUGGCUGAGUGGGGACUUUAAAUUGCCUUCAGGUGUAAAUGUGAGUCUGAAUCGUUGUCUGUCUCUGUCUGCUGGUGUCUCUCCCAGUGACAGCUGUGAUUGGCUCCUGCCGCCCCAAGAGAAACAGCUAAUUAACGCAUGGAAGUAAAUGACAAAAGAACAUUUGACACAUCCUCUGCUGGACAGUGUUAUCUUUUCCCUCAGUGUUAGAAAAGCAUUUAAUAAGAUUUAUUUUGUUACAAAUAUUCCCCUUUUAAUAUUUAUGUCUAAGGAAAUAUGUAUUUUUGAAUGAUCAUAGUAAUCACUGGCUUUGUUACACUGUAUCUCCUGUGUUUUGCACAUGUGCUAUUAUCACCCGUCUCUCUCUCUCUCCAGAGUGAAGUCAGGUGUACUAGCAGGCGACUGCAUGCUGCUCAUCGCAUCCUAACUGAUCUUUGGUAUUUGUUAGACGUCUUUCCAAAUGUCUGGUAUAACAAAUGUCUACUGGAGCUGUUUGUUUUACUGGUUCUGUCAGUGGCCACAUACAGUUUGAGCUCUCACACUACAACAAAGCCAUACAUGAGGUUUUUGUCUUACACCCACCUUCUCGUCUGCAAACAGGGUUGAACAUUGAAAUACUGUACUUGAUAUGUCAUGGAUUUUUAUUGCGAGGAUGACAUUUGUAGAGUUACAAUAAUGCAAAAUAAGCUUUCCAUAAAUCCACAGUUUAAAAUGGUGCAAAAAUAUAUCAAAGUUUUGAUAAAAUGUGUUUGACAUUUUCAAUGGUUCUGCAUUAUUGAAUACCUCAAACGCUGGGUUGAUUUUUGCCCUUGUGUUCAUUGAUUAAUGGCAUCAAGCAGCUUUUUAACACCGACAAUAAAUCUGCAGCAUGUGAUUUAUGAAGAUUGAGAUAUUUUAAAAACACAUUUCAACAUGUUCUUUUGUUGUGCUAAGACGACAAUAACCUCAGCUUAUGUUUUUUUUUACUCCGUUAAACCCAUGAUUUGUUGAGAGUGAGAGUCAAAGUUUCACUGACAUGGUUCGAAGUUGCGGCCUUCAAAGCCUGAGGUUCCUGUGUAUAUAAUGGUUUAGAUUGUUUCACAGCAGGUUAUAUGUAAAUGGGUAUUUUAUUAUAUUUAUAUAUUUUAUUGACAUUUUUGGCUGGUUGUGAUUAUUUUGAUUUAGGAAUGAAACAUUAGCCUCAUGCCUUAUUUAGACAUACUUUAGAAAAGGAGCAACUGAUUUGUCAUGUCAUAAAAUAUUUUUUUUGAAUGCCAACAAUGGCCAGAGAUGCUGUUGAGGAAGAACGCUAUGGUGGGUUCAUACACAUGAUUUGCCACAGCUUGAAUAAAAUAAUCUGACUGGUAACCAGUAA